Molecule: messenger RNA, 2658 nt
Organism: Schistocerca serialis cubense
Lineage: Eukaryota; Metazoa; Arthropoda; Insecta; Orthoptera; Acrididae
Product: glycerophosphodiester phosphodiesterase 1
Exons: 6
Coding region: 255-1340 (361 amino acids)
Biological process (GO): lipid metabolic process
Molecular function (GO): phosphoric diester hydrolase activity
Source: RefSeq, a predicted model, not a curated record
GAUAUUUCGUAUUUCGCGCCUGUUGAGGAAUGUGUAUACAUACAAAAGCGCACAUGGUUGCCAUAAAUAACUUUUAUGUGCAUAAUCUUUGUUGAAGCCAGUGCAGUGUGAUCUUAUAGUAACUAAUUAUUUGCGCUCAAAGUGCGUGUGGUCGAUGGCGAGAACUAUAAAAGCGUAGGAAUCCACGUGUAAGAGGCAAUUACUGUCAUACUGCCUAGUGCCUAGAGUACGCCGGUGCAGUUUGUGUUGCUGCCAUGAGCUUGCCGGGAAUGUUACUGAGUUGCUUUAAAUGUUGGACUUACUUGUAUGGUCUCUAUUUGUGUUUAUCAGAAGCAGUGUGUUGUACAGUACCAAUUUCAUUUCUCGCCCCUAUACUGUUGGCAUUGUGGAUUAAGUAUUUACGAAUUCCCCCACCUGAUGCAAAACUAGUCGAAGAUGUAUUAGGAUGCGAUCCGUGGGCGUUAGCUGAAUGCAACGGCAACGGAACAAAUGAAACGAAUAAUGAGCGGUAUGUUAUGAGAACAGUUGCUCACCGCGGAGCGGGCUUAGAUGCUCCAGAAAACAGUUUGUCUGCUUUGAGGAGGGCUAAAGAAAAAGGAUGCAGUGCUGUAGAAAUAGAUGUUGCUCUUACAUCUGACGGUGUUCCUAUUGUUUUUCAUGAUGAUACUGUGGAUAGAAUAACGACAGCCACUGGUGAAGUGAAAGAUAUGACUUGGGCCCAACUGAAAAAUCUGGAUAUUUCUUCAAAACAUCCAUUCAGUGACAGAUACAAGGGAGAGAGAAUUGCCCUGCUAGAUGAAGCCAUUCAGGAAUGUAUUAAACUGGGACUAAGAGUAUUUCUUGACUUGAAAGGAGACGAUUUAAAGCUUGUUCCAGUUGUGCUGGAUGCAUUUGAUAAGAACAGUAGACUGUACAAGACUGCAGUUGUAUCAUCAUUUAAUCCAUACUUAAUCUACAUGAUACGACGAGCAGACCCAAAUAUUGUUUGUUCCAUGGCUUGGAGACCAAAUUUUUAUGCGUAUCAGUCAUAUGAUGGCACUUUUGGUGAGAGCCAUCCACGUUUCAAUGGCCUAAUUUCUCAUAUCUUGGCUUUAUUAGUUGAUGCUGCCAGUGACUGGGCACUUCAUAAUGUUACAUAUUACAUUCUUGGCCUUUCUGCUGUCCUCCUGCAGAAGGACAAUGUUACACUUGAGACUGUCCGCAAAUGGAAAGAACGAGGAGUCCGUGUUAUUCCAUGGACUGUCAAUCAUCCACUGGAGAAGCAAUUUUUCUCUAGAAUACUGAAGAUUACAUAUAUGACAGAUACACUUGAUGGUGAACCAAACAGACUGACCAGUUAAUAUUUCUAUUCAGAUUUUUGUGCAUUGGUUUUCAUGGUAGUAGUCAAGCAUGUAGUGAGAGGAUUUCAUAUUUUUGAUUUAUUUAUAAUUAUACACAUGUAUUAGUUUAUGAAGCCAUAUAACUGUGGUUCAAUGAAAUGUAAGUUUAUUUCUUAUAGAAAUUGAAAAAAAAAAAGAUUUUUGUGGAAAAAAGGAAAGACCCUAUUAAUAGGGAUGGAGAAGGCUAAUCAGUCUGAUGCAUGAUUCUUUCGUGGACCAGUUUUUUGUUAAAAAUUACACUCUUAAAAUGUUCAUUUUGAAUGUUUAGUUGCUUAAAAAGCAUUUUUGUAGGCUGUAAAUGAUUCAUUUGAGAUGUGCCUUGAAUUCUGCACGUGAGUAGCUAUUCUUGAGUGAUGUCUUUCUCUUUAUAUGGCAGCUCAGAUCUGUUUUAAGUAUGGUGUUAAAGUACCAUAAUAAACAGUGUGGCUUUUUAGGGAGGAAAAAUUCAUUUGUCACAAAUCGAAGAAUGGAAUUGUAUUUAAUUUUAAUACUUAAUUUAAAAUUUACAGCUGAGCUUAGUAUCAUAUGUCUUCAAAGCAGAAGACUGCUUUUCGCAUUUUAUGUGAUGAAGGAUAUUGUUUAAAAUAAGUACAAAUUAUUAUAGUCCUGGCUUUGGAGCUGUAUAAGAUUAUUUUUCUACAUAAACUCUUCAGCAAAUUGAGGGAGAAUUACGGAACAAAAACUGUGCUUAGAAGCACAGAUAACCAUGUACAAAAGACUGCCAUUAGUUACCUAUGGAAGAAAGAAUUUAAGUAUUUAUUAUAUAUUUGCAUAAGUUAUAAUAAAAAACAGAACAACUUGUACUUACCCAGCAGCAGCAGCACCACCAACAAAAACAGUGUACUCAUACACAAUACACAAAGAAGGGCUCGUUAAGUUCUCUGCUGCUUACUGAGUGGAAGUUUCUUCCUUUUUUUGUUCUAAUUUCGUUGUGAAGAGUGAUUUUUUGCAAAGCUAAAAUUAGGAUUGUAGUUCCAACAGAUCAAAGCAGUUAUGGAGACAUUAUCCACUCAUUUGAAGCCAAAAAAGUUACCAUUAUAAUUAAGAACAUGUGUUUGGCAAUAUUAUGUGCAUUUAAUCUUACUUACUUUUAAAUAUUUUCAUUACUUCAUAACUUACUUUAAAACAAUUUAAACUGCAUAUAAAAAGCAUCAAAAGUGCAAUUUCGUCAAUCAUCGCAUUUGUGAGGAAAUGCGCAUCAAUAUGUGCAUUUAGCCUGUCUUUAUUAUUAUUAUUAUUAUUAUUAUAGCAAACCAAUAAAUUUUUGGAGCAACUUUAA